AUGCCCGCUGCUGUCAACGGCGCCUCCAACGGCGAGACGCUCUCCGCAAAUGACAACAUCCGCCGCUUCCAGGCCCCCAGCAGGCCGCUGAGCCCGCCCGCCCAGCACACUCUCUUCCACAACAAGACGCGAUGCUUCGUCUACGGCAUGCAGCCCAAGGCUGUCCAGGGCAUGCUUGACUUCGACUACAUCUGCAAGCGCAAGCAGCCCUCGGUGGCCGGCAUCAUCUACACCUUCGGCGGCCAGUUCGUCAGCAAGAUGUACUGGGGCACCAGCGAGACCCUGCUGCCCGUCUACCAGUCCGUCGAGAAGGCCAUGGCCAAGCACAGCGACGUCGACACCGUUGUCAACUUUGCCUCGUCGCGCAGUGUCUACUCGUCCACCAUGGAGCUUAUGGAGUACCCCCAGAUCAAGUCCAUUGCCAUCAUUGCUGAGGGUGUCCCCGAGCGUCGCGCCCGCGAGAUCCUGCACGUUGCCAAGAAGAAGGGUGUCACCAUCAUUGGCCCUGCUACCGUCGGUGGCAUCAAGCCCGGUGCCUUCAAGAUUGGCAACACUGGCGGUAUGAUGGACAACAUUGUUGCUUCCAAGCUCUACCGCCCCGGCUCCGUCGCCUACGUCUCCAAGUCUGGCGGUAUGUCCAACGAGCUCAACAACAUCAUCUCGCAGAACACCAACGGUGUGUACGAGGGUGUUGCCAUUGGUGGUGACAGGUAUCCCGGUACCACUUUCAUCGACCACCUGUUGAGGUACCAGGCCGACCCGGAGUGCAAGAUCCUGGUCCUGCUCGGUGAGGUGGGUGGUGUUGAGGAGUACCGCGUCAUCGAGGCUGUCAAGAGCGGCGUCCUUACCAAGCCCAUUGUUGCCUGGGCCAUUGGUACCGUUGCUGGCAUGCUCACCACCGAGGUUCAGUUCGGCCACGCUGGUUCCUUCGCCAACUCGCAGCUCGAGACUGCCGCUGCCAAGAACCAGGCCAUGAAGGAGGCCGGCAUCCACGUGCCCGAGACCUUCGAGGACCUGCCCAAGGUUCUGGCUGAGGUCUACCAGAAGCAGGUUGCCGACGGCAUCAUUGUGCCCAAGCCCGAGCCUGCCGUCCCCAAGAUCCCCAUCGACUACUCGUGGGCCCAGGAGCUUGGCCUCAUUCGUAAGCCGGCUGCCUUCAUCUCCACCAUCUCCGACGACCGUGGCCAGGAGCUGCUGUACGCCGGCAUGCCCAUUUCCGACGUCUUCAAGGAGGACAUCGGUAUUGGCGGUGUCAUGUCGCUGCUUUGGUUCCGCCGCCGCCUGCCCCAGUACGCCAGCAAGUUCCUUGAGAUGGUUCUCAUGCUCACUGCCGACCACGGUCCCGCCGUGUCUGGUGCCAUGAACACCAUCAUCACCACCAGAGCCGGCAAGGACCUGAUCAGCGCGCUGGUCAGCGGUCUGUUGACGAUCGGCUCUCGUUUCGGUGGUGCUCUUGACGGCGCAGCCGAGGAGUUCACCAAGGCGUACGACAAGGGCCUUAGCCCGCGUGACUUCGUCGACACGAUGAGGAAGGAGAACAAGCUCAUUCCCGGUAUUGGCCACAGGAUCAAGUCGCGCAACAACCCCGAUCUCCGUGUCGAGCUUGUCAAGGAGUACGUGCUGAAGAACUUCCCGAGCCACAAGCUGCUCGACUACGCGCUUGCGGUCGAGACGGUGACGACGUCGAAGAAGGACAACCUCAUCCUCAACGUCGACGGCUGCAUUGCUGUUUGCUUCGUCGACCUUGUCCGCAACGGUGGAUCUUUCACGCAGGAGGAGGCCGAGGACUACCUGAAGAUGGGUGUCCUCAACGGUCUGUUCGUGCUCGGCCGCAGCAUCGGUCUUAUUGCCCACUUCCUGGACCAGAAGCGCCUCAGGACGGGCCUGUACAGGCACCCGUGGGACGACAUCACCUACCUCCUCCCCUCGGUCGCCAAGGGCGCUCCCGGCAACGAGGGCCGUGUCGAGGUCUCCGUGUAA
This is a messenger RNA of Lasiodiplodia theobromae, 1980 nucleotides long. RefSeq names its product ATP-citrate synthase subunit 1. The transcript is spliced from 2 exons. Gene Ontology annotation, cellular component: cytosol. Gene Ontology annotation, molecular function: ATP citrate synthase activity. Gene Ontology annotation, biological process: fatty acid biosynthetic process; tricarboxylic acid cycle; acetyl-CoA biosynthetic process. The coding region runs from base 1 to 1980 and encodes 659 amino acids. NCBI's taxonomy places the organism in Eukaryota, Fungi, Ascomycota, Dothideomycetes, Botryosphaeriales, Botryosphaeriaceae. The record is from RefSeq and is a predicted model, not a curated record.